Molecule: messenger RNA, 1002 nt
Organism: Pelobates cultripes (western spadefoot toad)
Lineage: Eukaryota; Metazoa; Chordata; Amphibia; Anura; Pelobatidae
Source: the annotation of a GenBank genome assembly
AUGCAGCAGAACAAGAGUAAGUCGCCAGGUCCUGAUGGCCUGACGGCUGAAUUCUACCAGCAGUUCUGCACUCUCUUAGCCCCUCAUCUAACCGAGGUGUAUAAUGAGAACCUGGCUCAAGGAUUACUACCAGCCUCGAUGAGGACUUCUGCCCUGAUCUUACUGACUAAGCCGAACGUAGUCGACACUGCAGAUGUGGGGAACUGUCGACCCAUAUCCCUCCUUAAUGUCGACGGGAAGGUUCUGGCAAAGAUCUUGAUGAAACGAUUACAAGGCCUGGUGGGUAGCGUCCUAUCCACCUCCCAGUACUGUGCGCUUGAGGGUCGAACUGUCUUCGAUGCCGUUUUCGAGGUCAGGGAAGCUCUCAAGAAGUGCAGGGCUGGGGGGAGGGGGAUAUACCUCCUGGCACUUGAUCAGUCCAAGGCUUUUGAUCGGGUUGAUCACCAUUAUCUAUGGUCAGUCUUGCGGAAGUAUGGCUUGCAAAGUAAAUUCAUCAAUUGGAUCAUCACCCUUUGUAGGGGGGCCAACAGCUUCAUUCUUGUAAACGGUUGGAAAGGCAGAGCGUUUGGGAUCCGAUCUGGAGUCCAGCAAGGCUGUCCUCUCAGGCUGCUCCUGUACGUAUUCGCGAUCGACCCCUUUAUAAGGGCAAUCGACAGGACUGCGUUACAAGGAGUGGCCAGGGCUCCGGAGAGGCCUUUACGGGUGGUAGCCUAUGCUGAUGACAUCUCCAUUGUGGUCUCCAAGACUCAGGAGUCCACUUUGGUGGAUGAAAUGAUUCAUGCGUACUCUGCCGCUUCUUCCUCUCAGGUCAACAAGUGCAAGAGGGGAGUUUUCUGGUGCGGGAAGGAAGGGGACCAGUUUCCCCUUCCAGACUGCUUCCCUCAGGCCCAACCUGAAAUUAAAAUCCUGGGAGUGGUGUUCGGACCAGGGGAUCUGGCUCUCAGAAACUGGUCCGAAAGGCUUGCCAUAGCUUCCAGCAAAGUGGAGGAGAGCCAUCGGUAG